AUGUCUUUUACUCAGUUUGGAUAUUCGUACAAUGGCAACUCUCAGUUUUUGGUUUCUGCAAACCCCAGCGCAACUUGUUAUGAUUCUGCACCAGGAUCCGUAUCUGAAGUCCCUCCUGGCACAGCUCUGAACGCAGGUCUCUGCUAUCCAUCUUAUGAAAAUAGACUGCUUCUCAGCACAAAAACAGAUCUCAAUGCACCUCUGAGGGUAUAUAAUCCCACCUAUGCUACAGGCAAUCACAGCUAUACCAGUUACCUCCCCUACAGCACUGAUCAUGUAUCUUUACACCCUAAUCUGAACUCACAAUAUGAAAUAAAGGAUAGUUCCAGUUGUCUACAUUCAGGGUUAACUAAGGCUGCUGCCUAUUAUCCAUAUGAACACUCAUUGGGGAGGUACCAGUAUGACAGGUUUGGAACAGUAAAUUUCACAGGCUCCUCCAGGCGGAAAAAUGCAACAAGGGAGAACACAAGUACCCUUAAAACAUGGUUGUAUGAGCACAGAAAGAAUCCAUACCCUACCAAAGGAGAAAAGAUUAUGUUGGCCAUUAUCGCAAAGAUGACUCUCACUCAAGUGUCUACAUGGUUUGCCAAUGCAAGGAGACGGCUGAAAAGGGAAAAUAAAAUGACUUGGUCCCCAAAAAGUAAAACUGGGGAUGAAAGAAAAGAUCAGAAGGAAAAUGGAGAAGAAUUCAUCCCAGAGAAUAGAGAUUUAGGUAAACACUAA
Messenger RNA from Pelobates fuscus (common spadefoot toad), 723 nucleotides. It is a transcript of the gene IRX6, whose product is annotated as iroquois homeobox 6. Gene Ontology annotation, biological process: cell development; regulation of transcription by RNA polymerase II; neuron differentiation. The coding region runs from base 1 to 723 and encodes 240 amino acids. The record is from RefSeq and is a predicted model, not a curated record. Gene Ontology annotation, molecular function: RNA polymerase II cis-regulatory region sequence-specific DNA binding; DNA-binding transcription activator activity, RNA polymerase II-specific. NCBI's taxonomy places the organism in Eukaryota, Metazoa, Chordata, Amphibia, Anura, Pelobatidae. The transcript has 4 exons. Gene Ontology annotation, cellular component: nucleus.